This is a messenger RNA of Penicillium expansum, 768 nucleotides long. RefSeq lists its product as uncharacterized. The transcript has a single exon. The coding region runs from base 1 to 768 and encodes 255 amino acids. Lineage: Eukaryota; Fungi; Ascomycota; Eurotiomycetes; Eurotiales; Aspergillaceae. The record is from RefSeq and is a predicted model, not a curated record.
AUGCGGGCUUCCCGGUGGAUCUGGAUUGCCGCCACAUUCCUCACCUCGACCGUCCACUCGACAGAGACAGCACCCUUCACCGCAGCAGAAGAGGCCACAGCCAACAAGCGAGCCUUUGAAGUCCUGCGCAUUCUCAGACGAGACGUAAACAAUUGCCCUAGCGGCUACAACCCCUGCACUGAACUGGGCAACUCCAACGCAUGCUGCAAGUACGGAACGAACUGCUCACGCGAUGAUGCCAACAACAUCGCCUGCUGUGCAAGCGGGGCAAGCUGCACCGGCAGCCUAACAGGCACGAAGACGACAGGUGCUAGUACCGUGUUCAUGUUCCCCAGCGGCGCAAGCGCAACCACCACUGAGAGCGGGGCAGCGUCUACUACCGGGUCGACGCUGGACGGCGCAUACCCAUUUGUUGUCGUCCCAACCGCUUUUAGUAAUGCUGAUACUUGCUCGUCCUACUAUUCCGUGUGUCAGUCAGAGUACACACAGUGCGCUGGUGCGCUGAUGGGCCGCUACGGUGUCACUAUUGGCGGUGCUGGGGGAGGCAAGACGGUUGAGGCUGUCACGGCUGCGUCGCAGGCGACUUCCAUUUGCUCGAGUUUGAGUGCGGAGGCUUGCCAUGGUAUUAACUUAGCGUAUUGCAGCAGCGUCGCAACACAAACUGGCAGUUCAGAGGUCAAUGGGAAUGAUGCCUCUCCUGUGCGGAUGUCGAGUCUCCAUGAUCUGGUCUUCGGGCUGGCGGUUGGUGUUGCGGGUAUGUUUAUAUGA